CUAAUUGCCUCACCUCUUAUUACUUGGUAAUUUACUUCCCUAUUUAGUACUACUUCGGAGUCUCACACAGUACCCGAUAUCCAGAGAGAGAAGAAUGUUUUCAAGAUCAAUGCUUCAAAUACUUUCUGGGUUUCUUCAUAGUUGUCUCCCUUCCUGGGGCACGGCAGCUUGAGCCUCAAUCUGUUUCAUCAGAAGUGAUAGAGAGGUCUUUUCUUUGUUCUUAAUUUUCUGAUUAGUCUUGAAGGAACUGAAACAUGGAUGGAUCGGACGAAAACAAAAACCCUGUUGUUACUAAACAAUUAAACUCUCAAGGUGGGUUGAGAAUGGGCGGCGUCAGGUUUCCACAGCAUAAGAUUAACAACAACCGAAGGGCUCUGAGCAACAUAAACCAGAAUAUUUUGGGAGCUAAGAACUGCCCUUAUGUGGUCAACAAAAGAGGAUUCUCAGAGAAGGUUUCUGGACAAUUGAGGAGCAACCAGCAGUCCUUUUUCCCUAAAGAGGAAAAUGAGGAACCAAAACCGACAACAUUGAAUCCCAAGGGGACCGGAGAUUGUGCCGCUACUGGUAUGGAGGAGUGUGAGUUAGCUAGCGAUGAACUGAUCCCAAUGUUCGUGAAGCACACAGAAGCCAUGAUGGAUGAAAUUGAUCAGCUGGUGGAGGUCGAAAUGGAAGACGUUGAGGAGGACCAUGUUCUGGAUAUCGACAGCAGUGAUGUAAAGGAUCCGCUUGCAGUUGUUGAGUAUAUUGAAAGCAUUCAUGCUCACUACAGAGGAACUGAGGAUUCUGGUCGUGUCUCACCAAAUUAUAUGAUGCGUCAGUUUGAUAUAAACGAGAAGAUGAGGGCCAUCCUUAUUCAUUGGCUUAUUGAGGUGCAUUACAAGUUUAAACUCAUGGAGGAGACGUUGUUCCUCACUGUCAACCUUAUCGACAGGUUUUUAGAGUGCGAAACUGUGGUCCGAAAGAAGCUUCAGUUAGUUGGAGUGACAGCCUUGUUGUUAGCAUGCAAGUAUGAGGAGAUAUCUGUUCCUCUUGUGGAUGACCUAAUUUUCAUAUCAGAUCAGAGUUAUACAAGGAAGGAGAUUCUGCAGAUGGAGAAGGAAAUGGUGAAUGCACUGCAAUUCAACAUGUCUGUUCCAACACCUUACGUAUUUAUGAGGAGAUUUCUCAAGGCUGCUCAAGCCGAUAACAAGCUUGAGGCUCUGUCUUUCUUCAUCAUUGAGCUAGCCCUGGUUGAGUAUGAGAUGCUCAAGUUUCCACCCUCUAUGCUGGCGGCAGCCGCCAUUUUCACUGCUCAGUGUAGUCUUCACAGGUCUAAGCAGUGGACUAAAGCCACUGAGUGGCACACCACCUACACAGAAGACCAGCUUAUGGACUGCUCAAGAUUGAUGGUUACUUACCAUCAGAAAGCUGGAACACUGAAUGGUGUAUACAAGAAGUAUAGUUCGCGCAAGUUUGGGUGCGUGACAAACUUUGAACCGGCUCAAUUCCUCUUGAAUCUUUCGGUGUAAAGCCUCAAAAUCUGAAGGUAGAUUUACUGAAUGACUACGCAGGCAACUGAGCAACUCAAGUUGCCGCCAGCAAAUGAAGCUUUGAGUCUUGUAUCCCUACAAUCUUGGUGGGUUGCUUUGGUGUCAGAGUCUAUCCCUACAAACUUGUUGUGACAAGAAAGGAUUCGUCUUGUUUGUUUGUUUGUUUGUUUUUUACAAGGUUCUUGUGUCUUGUUUAAUUAUGUACUAGUAAUAUAUAAGGUUCUUGCGUCUUGUUUAGUUAUGUACUAGUAGUAUAUAAGGUUCUUGCGUCUUGUUUAGUUAUGUAUUAGUAGUAUAUAAAUGCCAUCUUACUUGUCACGGAGUGGCAACUCG
Rhododendron vialii is the source of this 1862-nucleotide messenger RNA. RefSeq names its product G2/mitotic-specific cyclin-2-like. Bases 255 to 1508 code for a protein of 417 amino acids. Gene Ontology annotation, cellular component: centrosome; nucleus; cyclin-dependent protein kinase holoenzyme complex. The record is from RefSeq and is a predicted model, not a curated record. Gene Ontology annotation, molecular function: cyclin-dependent protein serine/threonine kinase regulator activity. NCBI's taxonomy places the organism in Eukaryota, Viridiplantae, Streptophyta, Magnoliopsida, Ericales, Ericaceae. Gene Ontology annotation, biological process: regulation of cyclin-dependent protein serine/threonine kinase activity; mitotic cell cycle phase transition. The transcript has 11 exons.